Molecule: messenger RNA, 723 nt
Organism: Heteronotia binoei (common prickly gecko)
Lineage: Eukaryota; Metazoa; Chordata; Lepidosauria; Squamata; Gekkonidae
Gene: RMI2
Product: RecQ mediated genome instability 2
Exons: 1
Coding region: 28-444 (138 amino acids)
Biological process (GO): maintenance of rDNA; negative regulation of double-strand break repair via homologous recombination; regulation of sister chromatid segregation
Cellular component (GO): nuclear speck; cytosol
Source: RefSeq, a predicted model, not a curated record
AAACAGGCAGGAAGGAGGAGUGUAGUGAUGUCAGAGGACCUCUCAUUGCAGUCUCCACCAGUGAAGGUUCUGGCUGCACAGCUGAGACGGUGCUCUCGGGUUCCUGGUGGUCCGUGGCUGUUGUCUCGGGAGGAGUAUGGAUGUCCCCCUUUGGCAGUUCCUCUGGUGUGGAUGCAGGGCACGGUGCUCAUCGUGGACCAGGACGGCUCGACCGUGCAUAUUGAAGAUGAAAGUGGCUCUUUCACAGUUCAGGGAGCAGACAAGGUCCCCAAAGGGCGGCCUUGCCUCAGUGCCGGGAAGUACGUGAUGGUGAUGGGGCAGGUUCUGUCUUGUAGCCCGAAGCCCGUCCUUCGAGCAGUGAAGAUGACAGCUCUUACGGACAGCGUCUUGCAUAGGAACAUGUGGGCACUGGAAGUGGAGGAUUUACACAGAAAUCUCUCUUAAUGGUGGAGGCCGCUUUUGUCAGGAUGCUUGUUUUCCAAAGAAAGUGAAGUCCUCUUGAUUUGGCCUUCGGAAUGAAAUUUAAACUUUUCCUUCAGAGAGCUUGAAUGACCUGGAGAAAUUCGCUUACUCGAUUUAUUGUAGGGGUUGAAAGCAAUGGGAACUGAAGAGUGCAUUUUUGAAUAGUGACUAUUUCCAGAUAAGUCCGUUUGGAGAAAGGAGCAUCAGGUUCAUACAGUGGAAGAUUACUUGUUGCCACAAUAAAAGUAAAAAACCCCAUUA